Trichogramma pretiosum is the source of this 11838-nucleotide messenger RNA. It is a transcript of the gene Dhc62B, whose product is annotated as dynein heavy chain 7, axonemal. NCBI's taxonomy places the organism in Eukaryota, Metazoa, Arthropoda, Insecta, Hymenoptera, Trichogrammatidae. The record is from RefSeq and is a predicted model, not a curated record. Gene Ontology annotation, cellular component: dynein complex. Gene Ontology annotation, biological process: microtubule-based movement. The transcript has 28 exons. The coding region runs from base 1 to 11838 and encodes 3945 amino acids. Gene Ontology annotation, molecular function: ATP binding; dynein intermediate chain binding; ATP hydrolysis activity.
AUGUCGCUGAAGAAGGAGUUGCAAAAUUUGGGCUGCAGCUCGUGUGGCAAGCCAACCAAGCUCACCCCGGCGCCGAAUCUCGAGAGCAUCGUCGACAACAGAGUCGAUAAUCCCGUGCAGUUUUUUCGAGUCGGAAAGAAACGCGACGAGGAGGCGGCGGCCUUUCUGCAGGAUGAGGCUGCCCGCCAGCACGCCAAGAGAUUGGAAAAAUUACGAAAGGAGGGAAAGAAAAAAGUAUGCCUCAUCAGCAAGCAGCAGGCGGAUUGCCUGGAGAGACUGAGGAAAUUCGCCGAGAGUGCGCCCGUGACUGGACUGCUUCCAGACUGGGAAAACGCCAUGCGCAAUACCAUAUCGCAGAGUCUGCGGGAGAAAUUCCAAGAUCUGCUCGAGGCCCAGAUGAACGAGAUCAAGGAGCGCUACUACGACGAUAUGCGCAGAUUGAGCUUGCGGUGCAUUUUGAACGACGGCUCGGGCGACUGUCUCGGCUUCAAGGAUCCACCCUUCAAGCUCAAGGGAAAGACCGACAAUUAUCCGAAAUUUUUAUCCAACAUGCACCUCUUGGAGUCUCGAUUUUUUCUCUGGCAUAAAGUGCUCAGGACGUUGCUGUCGAAAUCCAUCAGCAGAAUGCCCGAGUACUUUGUCGAUUUUAGCACGUACCGCGACAAGGGAUUCGUCGAGUUCAAAGAUUUCGUCGAGAUGAGCGACGACGACAUGAAGAAAGGUACGGUACAGAUAUCAAAGUACUACCACGCCGACGCGAGCAGGCUCAUGAGUCCGAAAUCGCGAGCUUAUCGAGAUGUGCCGUUCAACAAGCUGUCGUCGUUUAUCCGAUGUUGCGAUCGGUUUUUCGCGCUCAAACUCGUCGAGCGCAUGGACGCGACGAUGGAUCGCUUGCUCGACGUCAUGCGAGACCCUAUGAAAUCUCCGUUACUCGGGUUGACGCUCAAGUGCGAGAAUAACGACCUGUUCGUGAGCCCACCGAUGCCAGAAGUCAAAGAGGUUUUUCACUCGCUACUCGAGCGAAUCGGGCAAUUGGCUCGCGACUUGCCGUCGAUGGAGGUAGCGGCGAAAGUCAAGUUCGACGCUCGGGCCGCCGAUUAUCCCGAGUGGCGGAUUCACGAGAAGCAUCGCAAGCUCGCGGAGCUGCUCGACGCGGCCUACGCGCCCCUGGAGAAGUACGUCGAGGCCGUGCGGGAAAAGUUCAAAGGCGUCUUCGACGUCAAGGCCCAGGACGCGCAAGUCGAGAGCAUCGUCGAGAGCAAGGACUUCAAGAGCUGCCUCAAGCAGUUCGAGAGAUUCAACCGCUCGGUGGCCGAUGUACACGGUAUGACGAAAAAUCAGUACUUUACCAAUUGCAAGCUGUAUCAAGAGGAGGCGAAAAACGGCUUGAAAAAGUACACGGAAGAGGUGAGAAAGAAGAUAAUAGGCGACUUGGUUAUGAGGCAUCAAAAUUACAAUCUGAGCAUAUGCGAUGAAUUCGAAGCGAUAAAAAAAGAAGCUCUCGAUAUUCCCGCGGAAACAGGCCCGCUGCUGGAACUUGGUCGUAGGAUGCUCUAUAUUCAAACGGUCGGACUGGAGGAGCUGCGCGCCAAAGUCAGCCAGUCGCUCUACAUGCUCACCGCUCUGUUUGCCCUUACCCUGUUGAAAAAGAAUCACUUGAACCUCAACAAUCGCACGAUCAAUUGGUUCACCGAGAUCAAGGACGUUUUCGAGAAAAAUGGCACGCUGUACGAGCAGAAAAAGUUCGAGCUCGAGGAGCGCCUGCAGAACAGAAUCCUCGCCCUCAAGAAGCCCGUGGAGGACAUGUUCCCGACCAUACUCAUGCUCAACGGCAUGGACGACGCGACGCGCAUCGGCGAGUACAUCGAGUUCAUGCGGACGUUCGUCCGGGGCCUCGAGUACAUGGACGCCAGCGUCAAGUGGAUCAACUCCGAGGAGGAUCUCUUUGGCUUCCCGCGCUCGACUUAUCCGCGAAUCGACGAGCUGCGCAACGAGAUCAUCUCGCCGUUUUACCAACUCAUUUCGAAAGCCUAUCAGUGGCAGCGAGACGUCGGCGUCUGGCUCGACGGGCCCUUUGAAAACUUGGACCCCGACGUCGUGGAGAAAAAGACCGGAGAGUACUUGCAGGACUUUACGAAGAUCGGCAAAGCCUACAAGACCAAAAUCAAAAUGCAGUUGGCCAUGAAUUAUGAAUACACUUUUCCAGGUUCGGUCGACGACCCUGAUCCGAUGCAACACCCCGCGCCCAUGAAACUAUGCCAUCAGCUCCUCGUCGACGUCAAAUGGUUCAAAAAUUACGUGCCGAUGGUGCAAUGUUUUUGCAAUUCGGCUCUGCGUCAACGGCACUGGGACGAAAUGUCGGGCAUCGCAGGUUUCGAUCUCACGCCCAAUGCCGGCACGACGAUGCGCAAAAUUAUCGGCAUGAAUUUGAGCGACAAUAUGGAACUGUACGAGCAGAUAAGCGUCGGGGCCACCAAAGAGCUGGGUUUGAAAGAGCAACUGGAGAAAAUGGAAAUCGAGUGGGACGACGUGUUCUUCUCGACGGCGCCCUUCAAGGACAGCAAAGUGACCAUACUGACGGGCAUCGACGACGUUCAGGCGAUGCUCGAGGAGCACAUCGUCAAAGUACAAGCGAUGCGAGGCUCGGCCUUCGUCAAGCCGAUCGCCGACGUGGUCAAAGAGUUUUACGAGCUACUGCUGAGAAUUCAGAUGACCCUCGACGAAUGGAUCAAGGUGCAGGUGCAGUGGAUGUACCUCUUGCCGAUAUUCUCCAGCAAAGACAUAGUCGCCCAACUGCCCGAAGAGGGCAUCAUGUUCGGCGAAGUCGAUGGCACUUUCCGCAAGGCCAUGCAGAGCGUGGCCCGCGAGCCUUUGGUCCGAGAAACAGCUGGCUCCGUAGGUCUCUACCAAGCCAUGAAAAUGUCUAACGAAUUGAUGGAGAAGGUAAACGACGGCGUGUCGAAUUACCUCGAAAAGAAGCGGCUAUUUUUCCCUCGAUUCUUUUUCUUGAGUAACGAUGACAUGCUCGAGAUACUAUCGGAAACAAAAGAUCCAUUGAGAGUUCAGCCGCACUUGAGAAAGUGCUUCGAAGGCAUCGGAAAACUAGGUUUCAAUUCCGACCUCGAAAUAUAUUCCAUAAUUUCCGACGAGAAGGAAGAAAUAAUGAUUCACGAACUGAUAUCGACCGCCACUGCUCGAGGCUGCGUCGAGAGAUGGCUCGUUCAAGUGGAGGAGCAGAUGGUCGUGUCGGUGAGAGAAGAGGUGUCGAUGAGCUACCGCGAUUACGAACUGACCGAUCGCGUCGACUGGGUGCGAACUUGGCCCGGUAUGGUGGUGCUGUGCGUCUCGCAGAUAUACUGGAGCAUGCAGGUGCAGGACGCCCUGGUGACUCACGUGGCCUCGGCCAUGCUCAAUCUCUACCAGAAGCUCAAGAAUCAAAUCAUCGACGUGGUGAAUUUGGUCAAAGGUAUAGAGCCGGACGAAUUAAACCGGGUGACGCUCAGCGCGCUCAUCACCAUAGACGUGCACGCGAUGGACGUGGUCAAGUCGCUCAUCGACAAGGCGAUCGUCAGCGAGAUGGACUUCGAGUGGCUCGCCCAGCUGCGCUACUACUGGGAGGACGACGUGAUCGUUCGAAUCAUCAAUGCCAGCGUGCCCUUUGGCUACGAGUACCUCGGCAACAGUCCGCGCCUCGUCAUUACACCGUUAACCGACAGAUGCUACCGGACGCUCAUCGGCGCCUACUCGCUGCAUCUGAACGGAGCUCCCGAGGGCCCCGCCGGUACCGGCAAAACCGAGACGACCAAGGACUUGGCUCGGGCCUUGGCCGUCCAGUGCGUCGUUUUCAACUGUUCCGACGGCCUCGACUACAAGAAUAUGGGCAAAUUCUUCAAGGGCUUGGCCUCCUGCGGCGCCUGGGCCUGCUUCGACGAGUUCAACCGGAUCGAGCUCGAGGUCCUGUCCGUCGUGGCUCAGCAGAUACUCUGCAUCGUUCAGGCGGUCAGAGCCGGCGUCGAGACUUUCAUAUUCGAGGGCACCGAGCUCAGAUUGAAUCCCAGCGUCUACGUCUGCAUCACGAUGAAUCCCGGCUACGCUGGCCGUUCCGAAUUGCCCGACAAUUUAAAAGUACUUUUCCGUACGGUAGCUAUGAUGGUGCCGGAUUACGGCAUGAUCGGCGAAAUUUUCCUCUACUCCUCGGGUUUCACCAACGCCCGAGUUCUGGCCAUGAAAAUCGUCACCACUUACAAACUUUGCUCCGAGCAAUUGUCCUCCCAAUCUCAUUACGAUUACGGCAUGAGAGCGGUGAAGACCGUCCUGACGGCGGCUCAGAAUAUCAAGUUGAAAUUUCCCGAAGAAGACGAAACCAUACUUAUGCUGCGUUCGAUCGUCGACGUGAAUCUGCCGAAAUUUCUUGCCCACGACGUGCCGCUGUUUCAAGGCAUCAUAUCCGAUUUAUUUCCCGGCGUUACGUUGCCCUCUCCAAACUACGAUAUCUUACUGAAAGCCGUCGGUACGGUUUGCGCGAACAAAAAUUUGCAAAUGACCGAUGGUUUUAUUUUGAAGAUUGUUCAGACGUACGAGAUGAUGCUCGUCAGGCAUGGAUUUAUGUUGGUGGGAGAUCCUUGUGGAGGCAAGACUACGGUGCUUCACACGCUGGCUGCGGCAUUGGCUCUUAUGCACGAAUGGGGCGACGAAAACGGAGCACCUACAAAGUUUAUGACGAUCAAUCCGAAAUCCAUAACGAUGGGUCAGCUUUAUGGUCAAUUCGACCCGGUCUCGUCCGAAUGGACGGAUGGAAUUUGUUCGGUGGCUUUUCGAAAGUACUGCACCGAGGACACGCCAGAGAGAAAAUGGAUCAUUUUCGAUGGGCCGGUUGACGCGGUUUGGAUCGAGAACUUGAAUACCGUUCUCGACGACAAUAAAAAAUUGUGCCUCACGUCCGGCGAGGUCAUGCAGAUGACCGGCGUCAUGUCGAUGAUUUUCGAAGUGAUGGAUCUGCUGCAAGCGUCGCCAGCUACGGUGUCGCGCUGCGGCAUGAUUUACAUCGAAUCCCACGUACUGGGUUGGAGGCCCAUCGUCAAAUCAUGGAUCGAUACGUCGAAUCCCAGCUGGAGGGAGAAUCACGAGGAGGUCAUACAGGCGUUGAUCGACUGGCUCAUCGAUCCUUGCUUGGAAUUUGUGAGGAAAAAGUGCAUUUGCACGCUUCACGCUGGUCAGAUGAACCAGAUUACGUCGACUCUGAGCUUGAUCGAGAUGCUCAUGAACGACGCCGUCUCGAUUAAUGCUGGAACGCCGUACGACGCCAAUAUAGACGCCUGGCUUCAAGCUGCCUUUUUCACAGGCAUAAUAUGGGGAAUCGGUGGUACUCUGGACAUCGAGUCUCGAAAUAAAUUCAACGAGUUCGUUUUUUCUAUUUGGCGCGAAGAAAAUCCUGACUAUCCGCUACCUCCCGAGAUCGUUGACACGAUUCCCACUCCGAACGAGGGGAUGAUUCACGACAACGUUUACAUAUUCAAAGGUAGAGGAGCCUGGAAGUCCUUCGGCGAGAUGGUUAAGCACGAGCCAAUCGUCGAAGUCCAGAGUAUCGGCCAAAUGAUCAUACCAACGAUCGACGUCCUCAAGUAUCAGUACAUGUUUCAAUUACAUAUAAAGCACGGAAAACGUUUCCUGCUUUUCGGCAAGACGGGAACUGGCAAGAGUUUUUACAUUCAAGACAUGAUGGUGAAUAAAUUGAGAGAAGAUCAAGUGCUUCCGAAUUUCAUAACGUUUACCGCGAGAACUACUGCGGCCAACACCCAAGAACUUGUCAUAUCGAAAUUGUUCAAACGUCGAAAGGGACAUUAUGGGCCUAUUGGCAAUGCUCAAUGCGUCGUUUUCAUCGACGACGUCAACAUGCCCGCCAAAGAAGUUUACGGCGCGCAGCCUCCGAUCGAAUUGUUGAGGCAAUUCUUCGACCACGAGCAGUGGUUCGAUCUCAAGGAACCCGAAGUUGUUCGAAUUUACAAUACCAUGUUCAUUUGUGCAAUGGCGCCGCCCGGAGGCAGUCGUCAGGAAAUUUACCCAAGAUUCUUGCGCCAUUUCAAUCUCUACGAGAUAAGCGAGUUUUCCAACGAAAGCGUUUUUCGUAUCUUUUCGACCAUCGCCCAAAUCGGCCUCAAGAGAAGAGGAUUCGCUACGGAUGUGAAUAACACCGUGAACGCCAUUGUAAACGCGACGAUGUUCAUAUUCGAAAAAAUACGAUCCGAGCUCCGACCGACGCCCAUGAAGUCUCACUAUUUGUUCAAUCUCAGAGACAUUGCCCGCGUCAUUACGGGCUUCGUCAUGAUCAGAAAAGAGUCGGCCGAGACCAAGGACAAACUCGCUCGCGUGUGGGUGCACGAAGUUUUAAGAGUCUUUGGCGAUCGCCUAAUCGAUUCGGACGACUCAAAGUGGCUCUUUGGACAGAUCAGAGAGACCACGGACAAAGUUUUGCGAGAGAAUUUCGAUGCUUUGUUCGAAGAUUUGCCCAAGUACGGCAACAAAUUGACGUAUGAUAGUUUGCAGCAUUUGUUAUACGGCAACUUCAUGGACCAGGACGCACUUCCCGAGGAUCGAAAGUACGAGGAAAUACUUUCGAUCGCAGACUACAAAAAUGUAGCCGAUAUGUGCUUGGAAGAGUACAACAGCAUCAACAAAAGCAAAAUGGACAUAGUUCUCUUUAGAUACGCUCUGGAGCAUUUGGUCAGGAUAUGCCGAAUUCUGGUCAUACCAUCUGGAAGUCUUCUGAUGGUGGGAGUUGGUGGCUCUGGUCGACAAUCGCUCACCAGAUUAGCUUCUAGCAUCGUAGGUUGCAACAUAUUCCAACCAGAGAUAAGCAGUUCCUACGGCUUAAACGAGUGGAGAGAGGAUCUGAAAAAAGUUUUGAAAAUUGCGGGAGGCGUCGGAAAAGACUCGACCUUUCUCUUUACCGAGGGUCAGAUUAAAAUGGAAGCUUUUCUGGGCGACAUCGACGGUCUUUUGAAUUCCGGCGAGGUCCCCAAUCUCUAUACCGUGGAAGAAAAGCAAGAAAUCGUCGAGUUAACGAGAUUGGCAGCACAAGGUGGAAAUAGAAAUUUGGACAUUUCCGUUCUGUCGAUACUUCGAUUUUUCGUCAACCGUUGCAAGGAAAAAUUGCACGUCAUGCUGUGCUUCAGCCCGAUCGGCGAGGCCUUUAGGAUGAGGCUCCGAAUGUAUCCGAGUUUGGUCAAUUGCUGUACGAUCGAUUGGUUUCAGAUAUGGCCGGAGGAAGCUUUGGAACAGGUCGCUUUGAAGAGUACGACGUCCAUCAACGUGGACGAGGACGUACGAGUCAAUUCGGUCAUAGCUUGCAAAUAUUUUCACACUUGUGCCAAAGAACUGAGCGAAAAAUUUUACAAGCUGCUCGGGCGAAAAACCUACAUUACUUCGGCAGCAUUUUUAGAUUUGAUCAAGGUUUUUGGUAUGCUUAUGAAGGAAAAGCAGGACGAAGUUACUUUGGCCAAGGAACGUUAUGUCGGUGGUCUUGAAAAAUUGGAAUUUGCAGCCGAACAAGUUGCCCAAAUGCAAGUGACCUUAACAUCUUUACAACCUGAGUUGCAAAAAUCUGCCAAAUUAACGGAAGAAACGAUGAAAAUAAUAGAAAGGGAAAAUUUGUCAGUUGAAAAAGCGACCAAAGUCGUUAAAAAAGAAGAGGACGCAGCUCAAGAUCAAGCCAAAGUGGCAGGAGCCUUAAAAGCCGAAUGCGAAGCCGAUUUGGCCGAAGCUUUGCCUGUACUCGAGGAAGCAAUUGCUGCAUUAAAUACUCUCAAGCCCGCGGAUAUUACUUUGGUAAAGUCGAUGAAAAAUCCUCCAGAAGGUGUAAAGCUUGUCAUGGCGGCAGUCUGCGUUAUGCUAAACGUUCAACCCGAUCGAGUUACCGAUCCGAAUACGGGUAAAAAGGUUCUCGAGUAUUGGGCCCCAAGUAAACGCAUACUCAGCGAUAUGAAAUUCCUCGACUAUCUCAGAGAGUACGACAAGGACAAUAUUCCAAACUCAACGAUGCAGACGAUAAAAAAAGUUUACUUGACGGACAAAAAUUUCGAGCCUCACAAAGUGGCGAAAGCCUCGCAAGCAGCCGAGGGUCUAUGCAAAUGGGUCCGAGCCAUGGUGCUGUACGACCGAGUCAUCAAAAUCGUAGCGCCAAAAAAAGAAAAACUCGCCGAAGCCGAGCGGAUGUUCGAAGAGACGAUGAAUUUUUUAAACGCCAAACGCAAAAUGUUGGCUGACUUGAAUCUGAAAUUAGCCAAGCUGAACGACCAGUUGACGAGGACGAUUGAUACGAAAAUCGAUCUGGAAAAUCAAGUGACGCUAUGUCGAAAUAAGCUCAUUCGAGCGGAAAAAUUGAUAAGUGGCUUGGGUGGCGAGAAGAGCAGAUGGACCGAGUGCGCGGAGAAUCUCGAGCUCGUCUACCAAUGCUUGCCGGGCGACGUGCUCAUCUCCUGCGCCAUGAUCGCCUACCUCGGCCCCUACACCAAUGCCUAUCGACUCGAGAGCCUGGAAAAAUGGCUCGAUUACGUCAGCCGGCUGAACAUUCCCCGCUCCGAGCAUUACAAUUUCGUCGACGUUCUCGGCUCCGAGAUCAAGAUAAACUCGUGGAAUAUCUUCGGCUUGCCGAGGGACUCCUUUUCCACGGAAAAUGCCAUCAUCAUGGACAAUACGAAGCGAUGGAGCUUGUUUAUCGAUCCGCAGAGUCAGGCCAACAAAUGGAUAAGGAGCAUGGAGAAGCAGCACGAGUUGGAGAUCGUCAAGCUCACCGAUAAGAAUUACAUGAAAAUCGUCGAGCAGUGCAUAGAAUUUGGCAAACCAAUUCUGCUGGAAAACGUUGGCGAGGAGCUCGACGCGGCGCUGGAUCCUAUUCUGGCGAAAAAUAUCUACCUCGUCGCUGGCAUCUGGUACAUUACCUUGGGCGAGGCGGCUAUCGAGUACGACAUGCGCUUUCGCCUGUACAUCACGACGAAACUGCGCAACCCUCACUACCUGCCCGAAGUAUUCAACAAAGUGACGCUCAUCAAUUUCGCCCUGACCAUCGAGGGCCUGGAGGAUCAGUUGUUGGGCAUCGUCGUGGCGGCCGAGCGACCCGACUUGCAGGAGAAGCGCGAGUAUCUCAUAGUGCAGGGCGCGGCGAACAAGAAAGCUCUGAAGCAAGUGGAGGACGACAUUCUGCGCACUCUAUCGAUCGCCGGCGCCUCGAUUCUCGAAGACGAGGAGGCCAUCGAGAUACUCGACUCGUCGAAAUUACUCUCGACCGAGAUAAUCCGCAAGCAAGAGGCCGCGAAAGAGACCGAGACGAAGAUCGAGGCUUUUCGCCAGAGCUACCGGCCCAUAGCCAAGCACAGCUCGGCGCUUUAUUACACGGUGACGGAUUUGCCGAGCAUCGAUCCGAUGUAUCAAUACUCGCUCGUUUGGUUCAUCAAUCUCUACAAGAUAUCGAUCGAGACCGCCAGCAAGAGUCACAUACUCGAGAGGCGAUUGGCCUUUUUGAGCAAAACAUUCACUUACAAUCUUUAUCAAAACGUCUGCCGCUCGUUGUUCGAGAAAGAUAAGUCUAUUUAUUCCUUCAUCCUUUGCACGACGAUACAACAAGCGAACGGCGAAUUGCCGCGCGAAGAGAUGGGCUUUUUCCUCACGGGUGGUAUCGUUCUUCAACCGACGACGAGCGAAGCCAAUCCGUGCAGCCAUUGGCUCUCCGACAAAGCCUGGGACGAGAUCAGACGCGCACCCAACUUGCCGUCGUUCAAAAAUUUUACCGAUGAAUUUAUCAACCCAGCCAAGGCUCAAAAAUGGCAAGCCUUUUAUGACUCGACGAAUCCCGAAAAGGAGCCUUUGCCCAUGCCUUGGCAAAACGACCUCACGGAAUUCCAGAAGCUAAUAGUCAUGAGAAUGAUUAGACCCGACAAAGUCUUACCCAAAGUGGUUCAAUACGUGCGAACGACGAUGAACGAGAGCUUCGUGACCCCACCACCGUUCGACAUAGCCCGCUCGUUUGCCGAUGCCAAUUGCCUCAUACCUCUAAUUUUCAUUCUAUCUCCGGGCUCGGAUCCGAUGAGCGCGCUCAUCAAAUUUGCCGAUCAGUCGGACUACUCGUCGAAAUUUUUCUCCAUCUCGUUGGGGCAGGGUCAAGGGCCGAUCGCUCGCGAGCUCAUCGAGCAAGCUCAAGCCGACGGCUACUGGGUGUGCUUGCAGAAUUGCCACUUGGCCGUCUCUUGGAUGGCGGAGCUCGAGAAGAUAUGCGACGAUCUCGACUGGACCAAUACGAACAUGAAUUUUAGGCUUUGGCUAACGAGCUAUCCGUCCGACAAGUUUCCUAUUACUGUCUUGCAAAACGGCGUUAAGAUGACAAACGAGCCACCUACCGGAAUCAAGCAAAAUCUUAUGAGAUCUUACACUUCUGAGCCGGUAAAGGAUCCAGAGUUUUUCGACGGCUGCCCAGAGAAAGACAAAACUUUUACGCGAUUGCUCUAUGGGCUCUGCUUCUUCCACGCUGUCGUUCAGGAGAGAAGAAAUUACGGGGCUCAAGGCUGGAACAUACGAUACGGUUUCAAUGAAUCAGAUUUUCAAAUAUCGGCGCAGCAGCUGCAAAUUUUUAUCAACGAAUACGACGAGGUGCCGUACAAAGCGAUUCUCUAUCUGACCGGCGAAUGUAAUUACGGAGGCAGAGUGACGGACGACAGAGAUCGGCGCUGCCUCAAUACGAUUCUCAAUGAUUUUUACAACGACAGCGUGGUCAGCGACAGCGAUUACAGCUUCUCGGAAUCCAGCCCCGAGUACGCGCUGCCGCGAAGAUUCGAGUACAAAGACUACAUCAAGCAGAUCGAGUCGAUUCCGGACAAUCCACCGCCCCAAGUUCUCGGACUGAACAUGAACGCCGGCAUCACUCGCGACCUCGAGAUCUCCAAGAACUUCUUCGACUCGCUCGCUCUGCUACAGGGUGGAGCGAGCAUACUCGACGCGUCGAAACAAGACGAGGUACUGUUGACGAUGAAGGCCGACAUAUACGACCGGCUGCCGGACUCGUUCGAUCUCGAGGAGGCUCAGAAGGCCCAUCCGGCCUCGUACCUCGAGUCGAUGAACACCGUCCUCGUGCAGGAGAUGGAGCGCUACAAUCGGCUGCUGCGCGAGAUCAAGACCUCGCUGAGUCUGCUGGAGAAGGCCGUGAGGGGAUUGAUCGUUAUGACGCCCGAUUUGGAGACUCUCUGCGCCCACAUGCUGGCCAACAAGAUUCCACCUUCGUGGCGACGAGCGAGCGCCUACCCCAGCCUCAAGUCGCUCAUGGGCUUCGUGCAGGACUUUAUCGAGCGCAUGAACUUCUUCCAGGAUUGGUUCGAGCACGGCAAGCCCGCGGUAUUCUGGAUCUCGGGCUUCUCGUUCGUGCACGCCUUCCUCACGGGCGCGGCGCAGAACUACGCGAGGAAGUACAAGAUAUCCAUCGAUCUGCUGGACUUUGACUUCGAGGCCUUGCCGUACUUCGCGACGCAGCGGCCGCCCGACGACGGCGUCUACGUGCGCGGCAUGUUUCUCGCGGGCGCCAGGUGGGAUCUGAAAUCGAUGCGGCUCGACGAGGCGCUGCCCAAGCAGCUACACGACCAGAUGCCUCUGGUCUGGAUCAAGCCGUGCUUGCGCGCGAGCAUCGAGCCGAGGGGCCGCUACGUCUGCCCGCUCUACAUUACCUCGGAGCGCUUCGGCACCCUCAAAACCACCGGCCACUCCACCAAUUACGUGCUCGAUAUUCUCAUCGAUACGCAUUUGCCGGUGAGCCAUUGGAUCAAGCGCGGCUUGGCGCUGCUCUGCCAGUUAGACGACUGA